This is a messenger RNA of Erythranthe guttata (spotted monkey flower), 4416 nucleotides long. RefSeq names its product DNA repair-recombination protein (RAD50) (gene RAD50). The record is from RefSeq and is a predicted model, not a curated record. NCBI's taxonomy places the organism in Eukaryota, Viridiplantae, Streptophyta, Magnoliopsida, Lamiales, Phrymaceae. Gene Ontology annotation, molecular function: G-quadruplex DNA binding; ATP hydrolysis activity; single-stranded telomeric DNA binding. Gene Ontology annotation, biological process: chromosome organization involved in meiotic cell cycle; telomere maintenance via recombination; telomere maintenance via telomerase. Gene Ontology annotation, cellular component: nucleus; Mre11 complex; condensed nuclear chromosome.
UUUGUAACUUUUCAGUAUUAGUACAAAUGCCCCAUAAUAAUUUCGGGACGAUAUUUCCCAAAGUAAAUCGGUGAGUUGACACAACCCAAGUGGAGACGAACUCACCUAUUUUUCCUCCCCGCCCUUUUCAUUUUCUGAUUCAUUCCUCUUAAACCCUACCAUUUACCCACUGUACUUCCAUUUCAAUUCCUUCGUCAAAUUUUCCGAUGAAAAACCCUUUCCUAUUCCCAACCAUCGACCCUCCAUAAUCGGGCGAAUCAAAAAUUAAUCUGUAGAAAUAUUAUUACCAAGAGAAGCGGAGCGGAAGAAAUUCAAAAAAGAUGAGUACUGUUGACAAAAUGUUGAUCAAGGGUAUCCGGAGCUUCGACCCGGAAAACCGGAACGUCAUCACCUUCUUCAAGCCCUUGACUCUCAUCGUCGGCCACAACGGCGCUGGAAAAACCACUAUAAUUGAGUGCUUGAAAGUAGCAUGUACGGGAGAAUUACCUCCGAACGCCCGGUCCGGUCACAGCUUUAUUCAUGAUCCGAAGGUGGCCGGAGAGACGGAGACAAAGGGGCAAAUAAAGCUGAGGUUUAAAACAGCAGCGAGGAAGGAUGUGGUCUGCAUAAGGUCAUUUCAGCUUACCCAGAAAGCUACUAAGAUGGAGUACAAGGCGAUUGAGUCUGUGCUCCAGACAAUAAAUCCUCAGACUGGAGAGAAAGUUUGCCUGAGUUAUCGAUGCGCUGAUAUGGACCGAGAAAUUCCGGCACUUAUGGGGGUGUCUAAAGCCAUUCUAGAGAAUGUUAUAUUUGUUCACCAAGAUGAGGCUAAUUGGCCAUUGCAAGAUGCAUCAACGCUGAAAAAGAAGUUCGACGACAUUUUCUCUGCAACUAGGUACACAAAGGCGUUGGAGGUUAUCAAAAAGCUUCACAAGGAUCAGGCACAGGAGAUAAAGUCUUAUAAGCUAAAACUGGAGCAUCUACAAACACUGAGAGAUGCCGCUUUUAAGCUACGAGGAAGCAUUACGCAAGAUGAAGAAAAAACAGAAACUAUAAAUUUUCAGAUGCAGGAGCUUGACAUAAAAAUUCAGAAUGUGGACAGGGAGAUUAAUCAAACUGAAUUAAUGUUGAAGGACCUCCGAAAAUUACAAGGUCAGGUAGCUACCAAGUCAGGGGAACGAAAAUCCAAGUUUGAGGAACAGCAGAAGCGUUAUGCGGCACUUACUGAGGAAAAUGAAGAUACUGAUGAGGAACUGAAUGAGUGGAAAUCCAAGUUUGACGAGAGGAUUGCAAUUUUAGAUUCCAAAAUAGACAAGUUAUUGAGGGAAAAGGGAGAUACAGAGGAGGAAAGUCGAGCUCAGUCAGACGAGAUUGCAAAAAAUAUGAAGGAGAUUGCCAAGCUUCAAGCAGCCACCGAUGCUCAUAUAUCCUUGAAGAAUGAAAGAGACUCAACUGUUAGAAGCUUAUUCAGAAAGCACAAUUUAGGUUCUCUGCCAAGUGGGCCCUUCAGCGAUGAGGUUGCUUCUGACCUUACUGACCGAAUUCAAUCAAAGUUGAAGGAUUUUGAAAAUGACUUGCAAGAAAAGAAGAAAUCAAAUGACUUGGAACUUAAAGCAGCAUUUGAUCAAUACAUGCAUGCAAAUGACCGAUGGAAAGAAAUUGAGGCUCAGAAAGAGGCUAAAGCAGAUAUGAAGACUCGUAUUUUGGAACGUAUUCGAGAGAAGGAGGUUGAACGUGAUUCAUUUGAAGGUCAGGUUGCUGCUGUUGAUGUUACCAUCAUUAAUGAGAGAGAUAGGAACAUGGAAAUUGAAGUGGAAAGGAGAGCUAAUCAGUUUGCUGCAAGAGAAUUUGAGUUGACCCUUCGACAAAAGCAACGUGAAAAGUUUAACCUGGACCAAGAAAUUGAUGCUCUUAGUAAGGAAAGGGACACCAUGAGUGCUGAUUCCCAUGAAAGAGUUGUACUUUCUCUUAAGAAAGCAGAGUUGGAAAGUUACAAAAAGAAACAUAGAAGAAUAGUGGAUGAUUGCAAGGAGAGUGUUAGAGGAGUGCUAAAGGGAAGGAUUCCACCUGACAAGGAUUUGAAGAAGGAAGUUCUUCAGGUUCAAAGUUCUCUCCAGAGAGAGUAUGAUGACUUAGACCACAAAGCUGAUGAAGCCAGAAAUGAUGUGACUACCAUGAAGUUGAAAAUACAAGAAAUUAGCAGUAACUUGUCCAAAUUCCGCAAAGAUCUAGAGUCUAGACAGAGGUUUCUUGAAUCUAAACUUCAGUCUUCAGACCAGCCGUCUGGUGGUAUCGACUCAUAUUUUACAAUCUUAGAGACUGCUAAGGAAAAGAGAGAUGUCCAGAGAAGUAAAUAUAACAUUGCUGAUGGCAUGAGGCAAAUGUUUGAUCCAUUUGAAAGAGUUGCACGUGCUCAUCACAUUUGUCCUUGCUGUGAGAGACCUUUUUCAUCAAAUGAGGAAGAUGAAUUUGUUAAAAAGCAAAGAGUGAAAGCAGCAAGUUCUGCUGAGCAUAUGAAAGCAUUAGCAGUGGACUCUUCAAAGGCUGAUUUUCAUUUUCAGCAAUUAGACAAGCUCCGAGUGGUUUAUGAAGAAUAUGUCAAAACAGGGAAGGAGUUGAUUCCUCUUGCUGAGAAAAAUCUUAAUCACUUAAAUGAAGAACUGGAUCAAAAGAAUCAAGCCCUUGAUGAUUUGCUGGGUGUUUUAGCUCAAAUAAAAUCGGAAAAGGAUUCAGUUGAUGCCUUGAUACAACCUGUAGAAACUGCUGAUAGACAUCUCCAGGACAUUCAAGGUUUGCAGAGACUAGUAGGUGAACUGGAAAGCAAACUUGAUGUUCAAGCGCAAGGUGCCAGAUCUCUAGAAGAUAUUUCAUCAGAGCUGAAAAUGUUGGAAAGAACUAGGAGUACCUUGAUUGAUGAUAUCGAGAAGUUAAGAGAUGAUCAGAUCACCAUGCAGCAGGAUUUGUCGUCGCUACAAUUACGGUGGGGUAGUGUAAGAGAAGAGAAAAUUCAAAUUCAAAAUAUACUAUCUAACAUCAAAAGAGUAGAAGAGGAGUUAGAUCGUCUGUCUGAAGAGAAAAGCCAAGUUGAGCUGGAUUUGAAGCAUUUGGCAGAGGCUCUCGGCCCUUUAUCAAAGGAGAAAAAGAAGCUGCUGGAUGAAUAUAACAAUUUGGAAGUCAAGCUUAAUCAUGAAUAUGAAUUGCAGGCUGACCAUUACAGAAAAAACCAGCAGGAAGUUGAUACGCUGCUUAAUAUGUAUUCUGGAAUCAAAGAGUAUGAUACCUACAAUAAAGGAGAGAAAUUGAAAGCACUACAAGAAAAGCAAGCUCUGUCAGAAUCCAAGCUUAGAAAUUGUAAAACCAGAAUGGAAGAACUUUUGAAGGAACUAGAUAAGAGUAGAGACUUGAGUCGGAAUCAGGCAGAAUUAAGGCGCAAUAUAGAAGAGAACCUGGAAUACAGGAAACUGAAGGCACAAGUGGAUGAGCUCACUCGGGAAAUUGAAUCACUUGAAGAUAAGGUGCUGAAGAUGGGUGGUGUCUCCAAGAUUGAAGCUCUGCUUGUAAAACUAUCACAAGAACGGGAGAGUCUCCUCACAGAGUUAAACAGGUGCCGUGGGACCUUGUCUGUAUACAGGAGCAACAUUGAUAAAAAUAAAGCAGAUCUUAAGCAGGCACAAUACAAAGACAUUGACAAGCGCUAUUUUGAUCAACUAAUUCAGCUAAAGACAACUGAGAUGGCAAACAAGGAUCUAGACAGAUAUUACAAAGCACUCGACAAAGCACUGAUGCGCUUCCACUCAAUGAAAAUGGAGGAGAUAAAUAAGAUUAUUCGGGAACUGUGGCAGCAGACUUACAGGGGGCAGGAUAUUGAUUAUAUUUGCAUUCAUUCAGAUUCUGAUGGUGCUGGUACUCGUUCUUACAGCUAUAGGGUGUUAAUGCAAACUGGUGAUGCAGAGCUAGAAAUGAGAGGCAGAUGCAGUGCUGGUCAAAAGGUCCUUGCUUCACUUAUCAUACGAUUGGCAUUAGCCGAAACUUUUUGCCUGAAUUGUGGAAUACUAGCCCUUGACGAGCCAACGACAAAUCUGGACGGCCCAAAUUCCGAGUCUCUUGCUGCAGCUCUUCUUAGAAUAAUGGAGGAUAGAAAAGGCCAAGAGAAUUUUCAGCUUAUCGUAAUUACUCACGAUGAGAGAUUUGCUCAACUUAUUGGCCAACGACAACAUGCUGAAAAGUACUACCGCAUCACUAAAGACGACUAUCAGCAUAGCAUUAUUGAAGCCCAGGAGAUAUUCGAUUGACCUUGUGGGAAUGAAGUUGUGUGUAGAUGGGCUUUUUUUUGCUGCUUAUUUUCUUCGACUUGCUGUAAUUAUUCGACAUUCGUAACAAGAUUCACAUGCUCAAAUCCGAUUAUCCAUAAUUAUUAAGCCUUGAAUUAUGAGUUGA